Messenger RNA from Aplosporella prunicola CBS 121167, 591 nucleotides. RefSeq lists its product as uncharacterized. The record is from RefSeq and is a predicted model, not a curated record. The transcript has a single exon. Bases 1 to 591 code for a protein of 196 amino acids. Lineage: Eukaryota; Fungi; Ascomycota; Dothideomycetes; Botryosphaeriales; Aplosporellaceae.
AUGGCAAUUCACUCAUAUCCCCCACAUGUCGCCGUGGCCAACCGGCCCCUCUCUCUCGAAGAGGCUCAAAAAUCCAUCGCGAACUAUCUUGCUACCUCCGAGACCUCCGCGCACUUGCAUCCCGACGCGCUUCUCAGCACUUCUGGCGUCCAAUUCGCGACCGCAGGUGGCCCAAUGGGUGGUAUUGUCCUGCACAACUUGAGGAGGGUUGAAGCGGGGUUGAGAGGAGAGGUGAUCAAGCCUGAGCCUGAGGCGUCUGACGACAUGGUUUUGGACGGCAUGAUCGAAGAGACGGAACAGACCAUGCAAGCAGAGGGUGGUGCGUCCAAGAAAAGCAAGAAGGGGGCCAGUGGAGCAGAGGAAGGCUGGCAAGACAUGGGAGACUACCAGCGGGAGCAAUUGGAAGAAGGAAAUGAGGUCGGGGAACUCGGCCAACGCUCGAAUUUUGUCGAGCAGGGUGAAGAGCCAAAGAUAGCCGAAGGAGGCAAGAGCAAGGUUGACAAGGAGGCUCGUAAAAAGGCCAAGAAAGAACGCGAGCGCCAACAAAAGCUGGAGAAGGAAGCAAAGAAGAAGCAGGGCGCAGAAGCAUAG